GCACCCAAACUUACCGCAGGCAGCCGGCGCUAUCCCCCCAAGACUUAAGAUAAAUAUAAGGACCAAGUACAAGUCGGCUGUCACCCUGUUCCCGGAGAAUUGCGCGUUUUCUGGACGAGGUCGCGCAUGCCGACAUGCUCGGUGGUCGCCGUGGGUUGGCCGGGGGCUUCCGGCUUAGGUACCGGUGCCGAAUAAUACUCCUGUCAUCAUAGAGCACCAAUCAACGAGCCCUGGCUCCAAUCUUGCUUAAGGCACCACUCACCUUCUGAAAGCGCAACUCCCGAGCGGCCCCCGCGGGAGGGCGCGCACGAGCAGCCAGUUAUGCCACUUAUAGAAGAUGUACAACUCUCUUGUGGAAGCAAUUAAGGCUGAGGCCGGAGGUCCUUGAGCGGACUGCAGGCAUCAGACGGUGGCCAUGACCGCGUCUGUGGGCUCCGCCCCGACCUUUCGACCCGACGAGAUUGAUUGGGCAGACCCGGUUGCAUACCUGGCCAGCAUCAGGCCACUAGCGGAGCCGUAUGGUGUCUGCAAGAUUGUCCCGCCGAAGGGCUGGGAACUGCCCUUCUCGCUGGACUUGUCUAGCCUGCGGUUCCCCACACGCAUCCAAAAGGUCCAUGAGCUACAGCACCGGGAUUUUGCCCAGCAGCUGACCGACUUCUACCUCGAUUAUGACAAGUUUCUGCAAACCCAGGGCAAAGAGCUGAAGAAAUGGAAGUAUCCGCAGUUCCUUGGCAAAGAUAUCGAUAUAUUUGUCCUCCUGAAGGCCGUGCAACGACGGGGAGGCUACUCGGCGGUGACAGAGCAGAAGCGCUGGAAGGAGGUGGCCAAGGUGCUGCAGAUCUCAGAAAAGGGCGCCACCAGCUUGGCGUACGGCAUGCGGCAGCUGUACGUCAAGCACCUGCUGCCGUACGAGGACUGGAAGAACGGCACCGGCGACGCCGCGGCAGCCCUGGCAGCCGUGAAGGCGGAGGCGGAGGCGGCGCGCAAGGCGGGGCAGCUGGGGCUGGAGGCAGAGCACGAGGCUGGGGAGGGCGAGGGCGGCGGUGCCGGCGGCACUGCAACUGGGGCAGGCGGCAGCGCGGCAACUGCCGCGGCCACGGCCGACGCGCCGCGCUCGGGAUCCCAGCCGCAGCCGGGGUUGAACCUGCUGCCGCCGUCGAUGCGCCGCAUUGAGCGGCGGGCGGCGCCGCUGCCCGCGGGCGUACCGGCGGCUGCGGGGACGACGGCAGCGGGACGGACGCCACGCGCCGCGGCGGCGCCGGCCGUGUCACAGACGGCAUCCCCGCCAGAGUCACAGCGCGGCACCACAGCAGCUUCCGCAGAUGGAGGGCCGCGGUCGUUCAAGCGCAAGCGGCUGGUAGCUCUUGAGCCCGCCGGAGCCAGUGGGCCGCCUGCUGCUGCCGCCCGCGCAGGUGCCGGUGCUAGUGCAGAGGGCGUAAGCGCGGUGAAGCAGGAGGGCGCGAUGAUGGGCAAGGGCGCGGACAGUGCGGACGAGGGCCUGUCGGGGCGCUCGUGGCCGCGUGCUGGUGCCGCGUCGGGGUCUGGUGACGAGGAUGCGGAGCGGAAGCGCGCGCGCAAGCCGCAAGGCAGGGAUGGCAGGGAUGGCGCGACGGGCUCCGCAUACGCCAGCCCUGGCGACGGCCCGGAGGGCAAGGGCAAGCCGAAGGCGGGGGCCGACGGGGCCGAUGGUGGCGACGCUGCAGCGGGGGCGGCGCAGCCCCAAAUGCCCAAAUCCAAGCGGCAGCAGGAGCGCCUGGCAAAGCAGCAGCAGCUAGAGCAGGAGCAAGCGGAGCAGGAGGCGCGGGCUGCGGCCGCGCGCGCUGCCGCGGCCGCCGCCCGCGCCGCUGCAGAGGCAGCGCAGCAGGAGGAGGAUGCGGCUGAGGCGGCCGAGGCGGCUGAAAUCCUGGAGGCAAUGCUAGGCCUGUGCGCGACACCUAAGAAGCCCGCGGCGCCGGGCACGGAGCCCGCAGCCGCACCUGCCACAUCCGCAGCCCUACUAGGGGCCGCAGGGGCCGGCGCCGACUGGUCUCCGUCAGCAGGUGGCGGCGCUGCGGAGGCCGCGCAGCCCCAGGACCCGAACAAGCGCAUCCGCAAGCCCUCAGCGAAGCUGGCAGACCAGGCGGCGGCUGCGGCGGAGCUGCGGGAGGCGCGGGAGCGGCCGCCGGUGCCAGUGCAGAAGAAGCGCAAGACGGGAGGGGGCGAGGAGGGAGUGCCGGGCGGGCGCGAGACCACGCCGCCCGCCAUCACCUGCGCCGCCUCCCUCAAGGCCAAGCCCAAAGCCGCUGCGCCAGCGGCCGUUGCCGGCGCCGCAGGCGGCAGGGGCCGCGCGCCGCGCAGCGUCGACGUCUCCCCUGACACCGACUCAGCCGCAUACGCCGGCGGCGUCGGCGCAGCCGCCAUGCCCGCUGCCGGCCCGGCCUCUCCCUCCUCGCCGCCCGGCUCCGGCCUGCCCAGUGAUAUCAACACGCUGGUGUGCGAGCUGUGCAGCAGCGGCCAGAAUGAGGCCGAGAUCCUGCUGUGUGACUGCUGCGACCGCGGCUACCAUCUGUACUGCCUCAUGCCGCCACUGGCCGCGGUUCCGGAGGGUGACUGGCUGUGUCCGCGCUGCGCGCGCGCCGAGGCCGCGGGGGCGCUGUUCGCCGACGGCGGCGAGAUGGGCUGGCCGGAGUUUGAGGAGAUGGCGGCGGCAAUGCGGAAAAGCCACUGGGGCAGCGAGUCCAAAGCCAAGAAGUUGUCUGCUGAGGAGGUGGAGGAGGAAUACUGGCGGCUGGUGGAUGGCGUGGAGGACGAGGCGGAGGUGCUCAUCAGCGCAGACCUGGACGCAGCCACGCACGGCAGCGGAUUCCCGAGGCCCACUGCAGCUGCGCCUGCGGCUACGGGACAAGGCUGGAACCUCAACAUCCUGCCUCGGCUCGAGGGCUGGCUGCUUCGGCACCUGCCGCCCGGCGCGGUGCUGCCCGGCGUCACCUCGCCCUGGCUGACCGCCGGCAUGACCUUCUCCACCUGCUGCUGGCACACCGAGGACGCCGGGCUGGCGGCCGCGCACUGGCUGCACGCGCCGGCACACAGGGCUGGCAGUGGCGGCGGCGAGGGCGGCAGCGCCGGCGGCAGCGGCCGGCGCUGGUACGCGGUGCCGGCGGCGGCGCAGCACCUCUUUGAGCGCGCCUUCCGCGCGGCAACCCGCCAGGAGGCCAAGAACCAGCUCGACCCGCUGCUGCAGCUGGCAGUGAUGCUCAACCCGCGCACGCUGGCUGCCGGCGGCUUACCCGUGUACGGCGUGACGCAGGCGCCGGGGGAGCUGGUGGUGACGUGGCCGGGCACCUACCACGCCGCCGUGUUCCUGGGGCUGGGGCUGGCGGAGGCGGUGGCGCUGGCGCCGCCGCAGUGGGCGCUGCACGCGGCGGCGGCGGCGGCCCGGUAUCGCCUGUUCAAGCGGCCGCCGCUGCUGGGCGCCGAGGAGCUGCUGCUGACGUCAGCGCGGCGCGAGGCGGCGCCGGCGCCCUGCAGCUACCUGGUGCCGGCCCUCAGGCGCCUGGCGCAGCAGGAGCAGCGCCUGUGGCUGGGGCUGUGGGCACAAGGUGUCGUCCGCAGCAGGCGCAUGGGCGCGGGUGGGGCGGCCGCAGCCACCGGCGGCGCGUCGGCUGGCGGUGGCGACGGCGGUGGCGGUGGUGGUGGUGGUGGUACAGGUGCCUCGGCGAGCGCUCUAGCGCUGCCCGGCCGCCGGAAGAACCGCAAGAGCCGAAAGACUGGCGCCGCAGACGCCCCACCAGGCGGCGCCGGCUCCGCGCCGGUUGGCGGCGCUGCUGCAACCGGCGGCAUAACCUCCGCAGCUGGCACGGUCGCGACCGCGGCCGCCGCCGCCCCGUCGGCGGACGAGGAGGCGGAGUGCGAGGUGUGCCGUGCGCCGCUGCACCUGAGCGCGGUAGAGUGCGACUGCUGCCCCGGCCAGCUGGUGUGCUGCCUGCACGCCGACGCGCUGUGCGGCUGCGCGCCGGCCCGGUGGCGGCUGGUGUACCGGCACAGCCUGCGCGAGCUUGCCGAGCUGGCGGAGGACGUGGCGGCGCGCGUGCCUGCGGAGCGGCUGGCGGCGGCUGAGGCCGAGGCGGCGGCGCUGGCGGCGGCCCAGGCAGACGCGCUGGUGGCGGCGUCGACGGCGCCGGCGGUCGGCGCCACCGAGGGCGCUGGCGGCGUCGGUGGCGGCGCGCUGGGCUGGAGGGGCGCGUGCAAGUCCGAGGCGAAGGCAGAGCCGGGCCUUGGCGCGGUGGCGGGGCAUGUGGCUGUGAAGGCUGAGCCGGGGGCGGCGGCCGGGGCGGCGCCUAUGGACCUAGACGGGGGCGGAGGCACUGGCGCCGGGAUGGCUGCUCGCUUCAAGUCGGAGAGCGCGGACGACGACGACGAUCCGCUCAUUGGGCCUGGCUCGGCCCGGCCCAUCUUCAGGGCCCAGACAUCGCGCACGCCGCAGCCCUCAGCAGCCGUGGCAGUGGCUGCGCCGCACGGCACCAAGCCAGCGCCAGCCGCAGCCGCAGCCGCUCCCGCGCCACCCACACCUGCAGCUGCAGCUGUGCUUGCGCCAGUGGGCCUGGCGGCUGCGGCCAGGAGCGCGGCGACACCCGCGCAACACCAGCAGCACCAGCAACACCAACACCCGGAUGCACAGCUUGCGGCGCUGCAGGCUCAGCACGUGGCGGCGGCGGCGGCCUGGGGCGGCCGCUGCCGGGCGCUGCUGCGGACGGGCACGGCGCGGCCCAUCGAGGUGGAGGGGGCGCUGGGCGAGGCGGAGCAGUUCGUGUGGGGCGGCCGCGACAUGGACGAGGCCAGAGAGUCGGAGGCGGCGCUGCGCUCGGCGCGCGAGUGGAGCCACGCCGUCAUGGCGGCCACCCGCGGGCGGCCCGCGCUGGAGGCGCUGGACGCGGUGCUGCGGGUGGAGCCGCCGCCCAUGGUGGCGCCGGCGCUGCCCAAGCUGCGCGAGCUAGCGCGCGCCGCUCGCGCCUGGCGCGAGGAGUACGUGGCGCUGAUGGGGCCGCUGCCGGCAGCCGGGGCGGCGGGCGGUGGGGAGGCGGCAGCGGCGGAGGAUGUGGAGGAGAGGCCGCUGGUGCCGCUGGCGGCGAUGGAAGAGCUGGGCGCCAAGGCCGCGGGGCUGCUGGUGGACCUUCCCGAGCUCACCGACCUGCAGCAACGCCUGGCGGCCGGCCGCGAGCUGGCAGCAGUAGCCCGCCAGCUGCUACUGCCGCCGGAGGGCAGCUGUGGCGGCAGCGGCAGUAGCCAGGCCUGGCCGUACGAACAGCGCCCCACACUGGCGCAGCUGCGGCAGCUGCACCAAGAGAUCACCACCUCGCGUGUGCUGCUGCCACUGCCCGAGGCCGCCGCCACGGGCCCACUGCUGGCCCGCUGCGAGGCGGCGGCGGCGGCCGCCAAGGAGCUCCUGCGGCGCAAGGCCCCGCUGGCGGAGCUGAGGGCGUUCGUGGAGCAGCUGGGGGAGCUGCCGGUCUCGCUGCCCGAGGUGCGGCAGCUCAGCGACCUGCUGGACAAGGCGGCGGACUGGCUGGCGCGAGUGCAGGCGGCCAGCGGCGGCAGGCAGCCCGCGCCGCCGCUGAAGGAGAUGCGGCUGCUGCUGCACGCUGGCGAGCGCAUGGGCGUGGAGAUGCCGGAGGCGGAGGGCCUGCGCGCGCUCAUCCGCCGGCGCGAGUGGGAGGAGAGCGCGCGGCGGCUGCUGGGCAGCGCCUCCGCCAAGACCACCCUCAGCACACUGGCGGAGGCGCUGGCGGAGGCGGCCGCCAUGGGCGCGGUGGGCGGCGAGGUUUACGAGGCGCUGAGGCAGCGGCACGAGGCGGCGGCGGCCUGGGACCGCCGCGCGCAGGCCCUGCUUGCGGUGGACGCCAGCGCGGUGCGGGACCCGGCACGGGCGGCGGGUGGCGGUGGCGCUGCAGGUGGUGCGGCUGCUGCGGGGCCGGAGGCGGGCGAGGGUGCGGAGGCGGCGACGGGUGAGGAGGGCGGCGCGGCUGCUGCGGCAGCUGACCUUCCUGCCAGUGUGGAGGAGCUGGAGGCGUUUGUGUCCGAGGGGGCGCGGCUGGGGCUGCGGCUGGAGCGGCUGGCGGUUAUGACGCGGCUGUGCGAGGGAGCCCAGCGCUGGAUGGACACGUCAGAGCGGCUGCUGCUGCAGGCGGACGCCGGCGAGCACCCGGCGGCCAAGCAGGUGGAGGCGGCGCUGGCGGCGGCGGAGGCGCUGGGCUUCGCGGCGCACUGCCUGCCGCAGGCGCACCUGGCGGCGCUCAGGCAGCUGCUCACAGGCGCCUCGCUGUUCAGGGACAGGGCGGCGGAGGUGCUGUGUGAGCCCACCCUGGAGCCGGACGAGUCGCUGGUGGCGGCGGCGGAGGCGCUGGUGGCGGAGGGCGGCCAGCUGGGGCUGCAGUUCCCGGAGCUGGUGCGGGUGCGCUGCUGGCUGGAGGCGGUCAAGUGGAACGCGCACGUGCGGGAGGUGUUUGGCCUGGUGUUCCUGCCGCUGGAGGAACAGGCUGCGGCGGAGGCGGAGGCCGCAGCGGCACUGGCACUGGUGGCGGCGGCGGCGGCGGCGGAGCUGGAGGGCGGCUCGCCGCCGCCGCUAUCGGCAGCCGCCAAGGCCGGCCGGGGCGCGUCUGAGCCUAUGGACGCAGACGGCCCUGGUGCUGCUGGUGGCAGUGGCGCGGGCGGCGCGAUGCAGCAAGAGCAGGAGCAGGAGCCGCCGGCCGCGCCGCCGGCCCGGGAGGUGCCGCCGCCGGCGCCGCUCAAAGCCGCACGUGCCGCACUGGACAAGGCCGCAGCGCUGCACCUGCCCGUGGACCCCGUGCUUCGCUCCGCGCUGUCGGGCGCGGUGGUGGAGGCCACGGCCUUCGAGAUGCGCGUGCUGGCGCGCCUGGCCGCCGCGCGCGCGCCGCCGCCCCACACGCUGCCCAUCAGCGAGGGCGAGCUGCUGGCCUGGCGCGAGCAGGGCGCAGGGCUGCCGUUGGCGCCCGACGUGCUGGGCACCCUGGACGCGCUGCUGGACGAGCAGCAGCGGCGGUGCGGCCGCCUGGCGGCGCUGCUGCUGCCGCAGCAGCAGCUGCCGGAAGCCAUGGAGUCCAGCGGCACGCAUGACGACUACAUGAGCGGCGGCUACGGCGGUGGCGAGCAGCUGCUGCCUGGAGGGGACAGCGGCAUGGGCGGCGCAGCCGAGGCGGGAGUACCCGGGGCCGGCCCUGGCUCCGGGUUCGGUGUUGGGGUCGUCGGCGGUGGCGGCGUGGGCGUGGGCUUGGGUGGGCGGGGCCGUGUGACGCUGGAGACGCUGGCGCUGAUGCACGAGGAGGCGAUGACCAGCCCGCUGGGCCCAGACCCGGAGCUGGAGGAGGCGGCGGUGCGCGCGCUGGCGGAGGCGGAGGCGUGGCGGGAGCGGCUGCGCAAGACGCUGCUGCGCCGCAAUUCCGUCGUCAAGAUGGACCGGGCGCUGGUCUCUCUCACUUCAACCACGGCGCUGGCGCUGGCGGCGCUGCUGCGGCUGGAGCCGGUGCGCAGCGGGCGCCUGGUGCUGGCGGCCAGUCAGGCGCUGGAGGCGGCGGGGGCCGGAGAGGGCGCUGGGGUCCGCCGGGCGGCCACGGAGGCGGAGCUGAAGGCGGACGAGGACGAGGCGGCGCUGGGCGGCAGUGCGGAGGAGGACGGCGCGGCAAGGGCCGAGGACAAGGCGGCAGGCGGCGAGCCGAGCGCGGCGAAGGGGGAGCAGGAGGGCGGGCAAGCCGCAGCCGCAGACGGGGCAGCAGCGGUAGCGGCUGACGGCGGUGCUGCGGACGGUGGGGCGGCCGCGGCUGCCGCCAGCGCUGCCGCGGAGGAGCCGCUGCCGCUGCCGUCGUCGGCUCUGGCCAUGGUCCUGCCGCAGGCCAUCCCGCCGGAGCUGCUGCGGGGCCUGCCGCCGCGGCCGCCGCGCUCCGACUCGGACGACGACGACGACGACACCGACCCCCUGGCCGCCGUCAUCGGCGUCGCCGGCGGCCCCGAGCUGGCGGCCAAGGGCGGCGCCGGCGUGGCGGCGUUGCUGGCGCGGACGGCGCCGGGGCAGCCGCCCAUCAUGUGCCUGUGCCAGAGCACGUCGGGCGCGGAGGACACGGUCAUGAUAUGCUGCGCCUGCGGCGACGUGUACCACCACCGGUGCUGCGGCCUGUCGGCGGCGGGAGCGCGCAACGCCAAGCGCUGGGCGUGCCCGCUGUGCGCCGCCGCCACCACGCGCCAGGACGUGGGCAGCCUGGAGGCGCUGUGCAGCAGGUUCCGGCGCACUCGGCGUCCCUUGCUGUCUGACCUGGAGGACCUGCUGGCGGGGGCGGAGGCGCUGCGGGUGGAGCUGCCGGAGGAGGGGGAGCUGCGGGCGGCGGUGGACGACUUCAGGCGAUGGGAGGCCCUGGCACGGCAGCUGCUGUCCGCACACGAGACGCUCAUCACAGCAUCCAAGCGCUCCGCCGUCAGCGCCGCUGCCACCACUGCCGGCAAGGGCGCCGGGGCCACCCCAACCCCCAAGCCCAAGGGCAGUGCCGGCCCGCCGCCCGAGACGCUGGCGGCGUCGGCGCACGUGCUGCGCGAGAUCAUCAAACAGGGCUGCUGCUGCGAGGUGGACGCGUCGGAGCUGCUGACGGCGGCGCUGCUGCUGCUCAAGCUGGAGGGGUGGCGUGUCAAGGCCGGCCCGCUGGUCUUCGGCUCGCAGAAGCUGACGUUGGACGCCUUGUCGAGGCUGCUGCGUGACGCCGAGGCCUCCGGCGUGCCGCCCUCGGACCCGCUGGUGACGGCGCUGCAGGCGCGGCAGGCGGUGACGCGCGCCUGGCUGGACGAGGUGCGGGAGGUGGAGGCGGCACUGCGCAACGCGGCGGGCGCGGACGCCAACCGGCCCGUCGUGCAGGGCCUGCUGGCGCGGGCGCGGCGCACGUUGACGGCGGCGUCGGCACUGCCCGUCAAGGUGGACAAGGAGUGCGAGCGGCUGGCGGAGAUGUCGUCUGUGUACUGCCUGUGCCGCCGGCUGUACGCGGAGGGCGAGCCCAUGCUGGGCUGCGACCACUGCGACGAGUGGUACCACUUCGAGUGCGUGGGCCUGCACCGUCCGCCCGCCGGAUGGGGCGGCGCCGGCGACGGCAGCGACGACGACGACGGGCUGGGCGGCUCGCUGGCCUCCAGCCUGCGCCGCAGCCGCAAGCCCAAGUACAUUCCCGACGACUACUGGUGCCCGCGCUGCUGCGCGCGCGACCGCAAGGCCUACGGCCACGAGCUGUCCAUGCCGUUCGCAAUGCGCCAGGUGCUGCAGCGGCUGCGGGAGGAGCGCGCCGCGGCGCUGGUCAACGUCGGCGGCGCCACCGCUGCCAGCGCGAGGGCGGCGGCGGUGGCUGGCGCCGCCGGGCUGGGCGGCGGCGUGGUGAUGAACAGCCUGGCAGCGGCGGCGGCGGCGCGGGCCGGCAUGGGGCUGACGCUGGGAGGCACGGGCGGCAUGGGCGCGCUGGGCGGGUUGGGCGGCAUGGGCAUGGGCGGGCUUGGAGGCCUGGCCGGCUUUGGAGGCUUGGGCGGGCUAGGCGGCAUGGGCGGCUUGGGCGGGCUAGGCGCCGUGGGCAGCCUGAGUGCCCUGGCUCAGCACCAGAUCCUGGCGGAGAGGCUGCGCACGCGUGCCGCGCUGCUGGCCGCGGCCAACAUGGGCGCAGCUGCGGCUGCAGCGACAGCGGCAGCAGGUGAUGGCCAAGGCGGAGACGAAGAAGCAAGAGGCGGUGGGCGUGGGCGGGGCGGCGACCGCGGCGCAGCCGACUCGAGUGCAGGUCACGGCGGUGACGGUCACGGCGAUGACGGCGGUGGCGCGACCAGCAGCGCCGAGGGCGAUGUUGUGCAGCCGGAGGAUGCCGAUGCUGCCGACGGUGCUGCAGGCGGGGCUAGUGACGCCAGGGGCGCGCCCGCGGCUUCCGGUGCGGGCGGCACGGGCGCGGCCUCCGUUGGCGCAGCGGCUGCAAGCGGCGGAGCCGCGGCAGCGACCGCCGACGCGGAUGCUGAGGUCGGUACCGGCGGCGAGGCCGCUGCUGCCAGCCCCUUCAAGAAGGCCGCGGCCACGACGCCGAAGGCCGGCGACACGGCGGCCGCCGAUGCUGGCGGCGAGGCUGAGGCCGAGUGUGAGGCUGCAGCGCGCGCGCCCAGCACCUCACGCGGCACCAGCGGCACCCAGACCGCCGCCGCCCUGAACCGCCAGCCAUCCAGCGCUCGCAGUGGCUCCGCAGGGCCGCGCACACUGGCGGCCGCCGCCAAGCAGCGCGACCAGCGGCUGAAGCAGCAGAACCAGCAGGCGGCAGCAAGCGCCGCCGCCGCCGCGGCAGCAGCAGCCGCCCAGGCGGCGCAGAUGUCUGCAGCAGGCGGGUUUGGCGGCCUGGGCGGCUUCGGAGGCGCAAUGCUGGGAGGUGUGCGGCUUCCGAGCGGAGGCAUGGGCGGCAUGCUGCAUGGCGGCUUCACGGGUGCCGGCUGGGGCACCGGUGCGGCUGGCGGCGGCGGCGGUGGUGGUGACCGUGAUGGCAGUGAGCGCGAGAACCGCGGCGAGCGCGAAGGUCGUUCCAGCGACAAAGGCGGUGACAAAGGCGGCGAUAAGCGCGGCGACAAGCGCGGCGACAAAGGCAGCGACAAGGGCAGUGACAAGGGGGCUGUCAAAGACGGCGACAAAGACGGCGACAAGGGCGCCACCGGGCGUGUUGAUCCGGAGGUGCUGGAGCGCUGGCAGCAGCUGGAGGCGAUGGACCGGCAGAUGAAGGAGGAGCGGGCCAAGAUGCUGAUGGGCUCCAUACGCCUGGCGCAGGCGCAGGCCGCAGCGGGCCUGGCGGCGGAGGCAGGCAUGGGCAUGGGCGCCGGCGCGUUCGGCGGCGCUGGCGCGCUGGGCGGAAUGGGAAUGGGGAUGGGCAUGGGGAUGGGGAUGGCCAUGGGCGGCGGCGGGCAGCAUCUGUGGGGCGGACUGUCGGCAGCGCAGCACCAGCAGCUGGCGGCUUCCGCGCUGGGCGCGACGGGAGGUGAGGCUGCCGCCAUGGGUGGCGUCAUGGGCGGCGGCAUGACCGGCGGCAUGGGCAUGGGCGCGGGCAUGAGCGCGGGCAUGGGCCUAGGAGCAGGCAUGGGCGCAGGCAUGGGCAUGGGCGCCGGCGGCUACGGCGCGGCGGGGCACAUGUUCGGGGCGGGGCUGCAGCAGCAGCAGCAGUCGCUGGCGGCGCAGAUACAAUCGGCGCAGCUGCUGGCGGCAGUGCAGCAGCAGCAGCAGCAGCAGCUCGGCCGGGAGCAGCUGGCGCGGAUGGCGGCGGCGGGGCUGGGUGCGUACGGCAUGGGGGACAUGGGCCUGGGCGGCCUGGGUGCAGGUGGAGCCGGCGGGGGAGGCGGGGGAGGCGGUGGCCGCAGCGGCGGCAAAUCGUCCGGCAAGGCGCGCGGCAACAAGUCAGCGGGAUCCGAUGAGCGCGGGCGGCGGGAAUCGGCGGGAGCUGACACCGCUGCGGCGGAGGGCGAGGCCAGCGCGGACGGGAAAGAGUGAGCGCAGGCGCUUUCAGUAAUUUAGGAAAUGAUUGUUGGGUAGUAUAUGGCUAGCUCAGGGUCGGGUAUACUGCUCACUCUGCAUGGAGUAUGACAUUCGAAGUGGGGAUGUGUUUACGAUUGACCGGAAAUGUUAAUGGCGGUAAUAUUCUUGUCUACUUGCCACAACGCGUGGCCCCCAGCGCCGGUUCAGAACUGUGUGGACUGCCGUGCGUGUGCAAUACCGUUAUACAUGGCAUGGGCACGAAUGGCAAGGGAACACGCCCGCCGCCUCCAAAUGGUGUGGUUGAUUCGGGGCACGUUGGGUUUUGAGGGCAUGACAGCCAUCCCAAAUGCGUCUGGGAAGUUUGAUUUACUUAAGUUGCAAAAGCAGCCUCAGCGGCGAUUGCGACGUCUUGAUUGCAGCGCGUUUGCAUUUAGAACUGGAACCCUGCGAUGCGUGAGCGUGGGGGCGUCGAGGGUGCCUCGCAUGCAAUAAAAGGCCAUGUAUGCUUUGGUGAAGCAUCAACAGUGCAAGAGCACAGGGGCUGUGACCCACGGGUGGUGGACAAGCAGUUCAGGCAGGUAGCACUACCAUACUGUAGCGGUGCAGCCAUGCAAAAGGCAGGGUAGUUCAGUGGCACGUGCCGCGUGUUGCGUGCUUGUUGUGGUGGCGGCAAGCACGGCGGCACAGGGUUGAGACCAGGGGCGACGUAUCAGCCGAGCCGUUAGCAUGAGCAGGCGUGAGACAUCUGGCAUGAUUUAGGAUGGAGCAGAUCUGAAGGUGGGUUCUGGUGUGUGCAGGUUGCAAGUCAUUUGAUUGUGUCUUAUGGCUGAGGGCAUGCCGCAUGGGCGGCAUGGUCACUCGGUGCGAUGGGACAGGGUAUGGGCAGGUUGGCGUCGUCCCGUGGCGUGCAACGGGCGUUGUGUGGCCACUGGCGGCAUGGCCAAUAUCACAGUGUAAUGCACGGUCGGC
Molecule: messenger RNA, 12472 nt
Organism: Chlamydomonas reinhardtii
Lineage: Eukaryota; Viridiplantae; Chlorophyta; Chlorophyceae; Chlamydomonadales; Chlamydomonadaceae
Exons: 22
Coding region: 416-11518 (3700 amino acids)
Biological process (GO): chromatin remodeling
Cellular component (GO): nucleus
Molecular function (GO): histone H3K36 demethylase activity; DNA binding; histone H3K9 demethylase activity
Source: RefSeq, a predicted model, not a curated record